AUGUUCGAGAAAUACAACGAAAAAGCGCGCCGAGCGCUGUUCUUUGCUCGCUACGAGGCGUCCAAAUUGGGCAGCAGGGUGAUCGAGUCCGAGCACGUCUUGCUCGGGGUGCUGCGCGAAGGCGAAGAGUCGGUCAUGCAAGUGCUGGCUCACUUCGAAGUCAAGCCCGAAGCGCUGCGGCGGGAGAUCGAGGGCGAGCGUGUGUUCGUCGAGCGCAUCUCCUCGACCGCCGAGCUGCCGCUUUCAGAAGAGACCAAGAAGAUCCUCGCCUAUGCCUCUCACGAAGCCGAGAGCAUGCUCCAUCAGGCGGUCGGCUCCGAGCACUUGCUGAUCGGCGUGCUGCGGGUCGAGAGCAGUUUGGCGAUGCGCAUCUUGACCCACGCGGGGCUAGAUCUCUACGAGGUUCGCAAGGAGGUGUUGGCGAUGGCCAAGGAGCGCGAGGCGGUCCAGCAGAAGAAAGAGCUGCCCUUCCUGACCGAGUAUGGCCGCGAUCUGACCGGUCUGGCGAUGCAGGGCGUCUUUGACCCGCUGAUCGGCCGCGAGUUCGAGGUCGAGCGCAUUAUCCAGGUACUGUCCCGGCGCACCAAGAACAACCCGAUCUUGCUCGGCGAGCCCGGGGUCGGCAAGACCGCCAUCGUCGAGGGUCUGGCGCAGCGCAUCGUCGAGGAUCAGGUGCCGGUGUUUCUACGCGACCAGCGGAUCAUCUCGCUCGACCUGUCGCUGAUCGUCGCCGGCACCAAGUACCGUGGCCAGUUCGAGGAGCGCCUCAAAGGGAUCCUGAAGGAGCUCAAGGACUCGGACGAUCUGGUCGUCUUCAUCGACGAGAUCCACUCCCUGAUCGGUGCCGGCUCGGCCGAGGGCUCGCUCGAUGCGGCCAAUAUCUUGAAGCCCGCCUUGUCGCGCGGCGAGGUCUCCUGCAUCGGAGCGACGACGCUCAAGGAGUACCGCAAGUACAUCGAGAAAGACCGCUCGCUGCUGCGCCGCUUCCAGGCGGUCAACAUCGAGCCACCGACUGCCGAAGAGACCUUCGAGAUCCUCGCCGGGGUCAAGGAUCGCUACGAGUCGUUCCAUAAGGUGAGUUACACCGAAGCGGCCCUGCGGACCGCGAUCUACCAGACUGAUCGCUACAUCCCCGACCGCUUCCAGCCCGACAAGGCGAUCGACGUGAUGGACGAGGCCGGCGCCAAGGUCAAGCUGCGACGGGUGCGCGACACCCAGAGCGUGCACGGCAUCGAGGAAGAGGUCCGGCGGGUCGAAAAGCAGAUGAAAUCGGCGAUCUCGGAAAAGGACUUCGAGCGCGCGGUCUACCUGCGCGAGCGCGAGAUCGACCGCCGCGAAGAGCUCGAACGGCUCACCGUGGGACUCGAGGAAGUGGCCUUUGUCGAAGUCACCGAGCGUGACAUCGAGGAGGUCGUCGCCGCCUGGACCGGGGUUCCGGUGGCCAGCCUGCAGACCGAAGAGGCCGAGCGCCUGAUGCACAUGGAAGACACCCUGCACCAAUGGGUGGUGGGCCAGGAUCGGGCGAUCAGCGCCAUCAGCAGGGCCAUCCGGCGCUCGCGGCUCGGGGUGUCCAACCCCCAGCGGCCGGUGGGCUCGUUCAUCUUUCUCGGCCCCUCCGGCGUGGGCAAGACCGAGGUCGCCCGCCGGCUGGCCGAAUUCCUGUUCGACUCGCAGCAGGCCCUGAUUCGCUUCGACAUGAGCGAGUACAUGGAGAAGCACGCGGUGUCGAAGAUGAUCGGCUCGCCGCCGGGCUACAUCGGCCACGAAGAGGGUGGUCAGCUCACCGAGCGGGUGCGCAACCAGCCCUACUCGGUGGUGCUGUUCGAUGAGAUCGAGAAAGCCCAUGCCGAUGUCGCCAAUCUGCUGUUGCAGAUCCUAGAAGACGGUCGCUUGACCGACGCCUACGGCAACUCGGUGGAUUUCACCAACACGAUCGUGUUGAUGACUUCGAACAUCGGCUCCAAGUUGGUUCUGCGCGGCGGUCGGAUGGGCUUUGGCGACCAGAACGAGGAGAGCGCCGAGAGCCAGUUCGAGCGCAUCGAAGAACAGAUCCUCGGCGAGCUGCGGCGCACUUUUAGUCCGGAGUUCAUCAACCGGGUCGACGAGGUGAUCGUUUUCAAUCCCCUCACCACUGAGGAUCUGCGCGGCAUCGUCGACAUCCUGCUCGGCGACGUCAACCACACUUUGGCCGAGCGCGAUCUGGCGGUCGAGGUCGACGGCGCGGCCAAAGACUGGCUGCUGACCAAAGCCGGCAUCGAUCCGUCGACCGGAGCACGGCCGUUACGUCGCACCAUCCAACGUCACAUUCAAGACGCCGUCGGUAAGACAGUGCUCGAGGGGCAAGUCGAGGUCGGUGCCAACAGCGCGAUCGACCGAGCAAUGCUAGAAGAGACCCGGAUCGGCGCUGGCAGCAAGCUCGACAACCUGGUGCAAAUUGGCCACAACGUGCGGCUUGGCAAAGGCUGUGUAUUGAGCGGCCAGGCCGGCGUCGCGGGCAGCGCCCAGCUCGGCAACUACGUGGUGAUGGGCGGCCAGUCGGGCGCCGCGGGUCAUUUCGAGAUCGGCGAUGGGGUGCAGAUCGCCGCCAAGUCAGCGGUUUUGCAGGAAGUGGCGGCGGGCUCCAAGGUGGCGGGUAUUCCCGCCGUCGAUUUGCGCAGCUGGCGCCGCCAGGCUCUCAGCUGGGGCAAGAUCGGCGAGCUGCUGCGGCGCGUGCGAGCCCUCGAACGGCGUUUCAGCCGUGACAAGAACGCGGGGGCGCGCCUCGCCGAAACUAACCCCGAGACUCAGCGCGGUUGGGGGAUCGAGGUGAACUCCCUACGAGAUGACUUCGUUCCGCCGGAGAUAAUCGUGGCACUCACAGCGUCCCUCGGGGCUGGCAUCUUCGUGCUGCUGGUGAUCUGCACCAACGUCGCCGGCCUGCUGUGGCGAAGUGUCGUGCCCGGAGUCGAUGCGGUCGGCUUCAGCAACCGGCUGCCGGCUGUUUCGCGACGUUCGAUCGCGCUUGAGCCCGAAGGUCGGGCGUUGGCCGAAGGCGAGGAGAUCGGGGCCGCGAUGCAUUUGGUGGGAGGUAGCUUCCUCGAGACCCUCGAGAUACCGCUCGUCGCCGGCAGGCUUUUCACCGCCAGCGAGAUUUGCCCGCUAGCCGUGCCGCUAGCCGUGCCGCCGGCCUCGACCCUAGCGCGGCCCUGCGGGCUGACUGACGGGGCCCACAACUCCCUAUUGGCCUCAGAUUAG
Messenger RNA from Nerophis lumbriciformis (worm pipefish), 3234 nucleotides. The record is from RefSeq and is a predicted model, not a curated record. Lineage: Eukaryota; Metazoa; Chordata; Actinopteri; Syngnathiformes; Syngnathidae.